AUGGAUAAAUGGAUAUAUAUGCUUACAGUUUUUGCCGCACUAAGUUGGCAGCUGUGUCUGGUGAGCAGCAAAUGCAAUGAAUGUCAGUCCUCGAAUGAUGUGGCAUGCAUCAACCAGACCUCGUUUCACAUGUGCUAUGGUGGCAUCAAACCAAAUACGGCUCAGACCUUUACCUGUCCGGAAGGUUUAGUCUGCACGGAACAGCCGAAUAUUUGUUUCCAGCGCACCGAGACACCCUCUAGUUGUGGCGACACCAGCAGCUGUGGCCUGUGCAACAAGAACAAUAAGUUUGCCUGCACCUCGUUCAACACGUUCGCCUUCUGUUAUGGUGCCCCAACCCCCUCCACUGAGAAUGGCACCUGCCCCACCGGACGAUUCUGUGAUGCCUCCAAUGCAAAUAUUUGCGUCUCUAAAGCCACAGUUGACUCUAUCAUAUGUCAUCUGGAUUAGAUGAUAGGAUUACCAGAAUGCAUAUCAUUAUCACUCAUUUACUUCUAUACAAGUAUGUUACGCGAGUCUUAGUAUUAAGAUCGGGGAACCAAACCGGAACAAAUAUCGGUUCCGGUACGUCCCGAAACAACUAUUGCGGUAAAAGAUAUACAUAUUUCGGCUUUUUCCUUUCGGUUCCGG
Messenger RNA from Drosophila innubila, 630 nucleotides. RefSeq lists its product as uncharacterized. NCBI's taxonomy places the organism in Eukaryota, Metazoa, Arthropoda, Insecta, Diptera, Drosophilidae. The transcript is spliced from 2 exons. Bases 1 to 450 code for a protein of 149 amino acids. The record is from RefSeq and is a predicted model, not a curated record.